AUGGCGGAGAGCCUGGUGCUGAACAUCGCGGCUGAGUUCAGCACCCUGCACCAGUUCCUCAACGAGGAGGAGCAGCAGAUGAAGGGCAGGCUGAAGGAGGACGUGGAGCGCAUCUCCCAGCAGCUGAGGGACAACUUGCGGAAGAUCACGGAGAAGCGGGCCUCCAUCGAGCACACCAUCCUGGAGAUCCAGCAGCGGCUGGACGUGCAGGAGACGGCUUUCCUGGCGGAUGUGAAAUCCCUCAUUGAACGGUCGUAUGUGAAGUUUAAAAAGCCUGCUGAGGUUCCGCUCAAUCUUCUGCUGGGAGAGUUUGGCGGGCCGCUCCAACUCAUCAUCUGGAGACGUAUGCUGAACAUUAUUAGCCCAGGCUGGCUUUUGCUGGCCCGCUUGCCUGCUGACCUUCCUCUCCACCACUGCUCUGCCGACUUGCCUGCCCGCUGUCUCCACAGCCCUCCCGGCUGCUACUGGACCCGCUGCACGGGCUCGUCGCUGGCUCCCGUGGUCACCCUGCGCAAGGUGAAGGUGAAGUGUUUGAGUGCUGUGUCCCGCUUGUCUCGCGCGGACCCACUCUUCGCUCGGGGCCGGACUUCCUUUCACGUCCGGGCUUUCCCCGCUCUCGGCCGUCCUCCGCGACCGGGCUUUCACGGCUCUUGGCUUCUCUCCGCUUCUCUCGCGGGCCUGUCCGCUUUUCUGCUCACAGUCGGGCUGACUCUGAUCCUGACCGGGCCUUCUUUACUUUCUUCCCCCACCGGGCUGACUGUUCCCGCAACGGCCCACCCUGAGCUGCUUCUGUCGACCGACCUGUGCGGCGUGUGCCUGGGGGACACGUGGCGGGAGGUGCCGAACAACCCGGAGCGCUUCGACGACUGCGUGAGCGUGCUGUCGACGCAGGGCUUCUCGUCGGGCCGCCAUUACUGGCAGGUGGAGGUGGGCGGGAAGACCAUGUGGGACGUGGGGCUGUGCCGCGAGUCGGUCAGCCGCAAGGGCAGCAUCAUCCUCUCCCCGGAUGACGGCUUCUGGACCAUCUGGCUGCGCAACGGCAGCGAGUACGAGGCCCUGUCCACCCCCUCGGCCCUGCUCUCCCUGCCCGCACGGCCCACCACCAUCGGGGUCUUCCUGGACUAUGACGGGGGCCACGUCUCCUUCUACAAUGCUGACGACAUGUCCCUCAUCUACACCUUCUCCGACACCUUCAGCGAGAGACUCUUCCCCUACUUCAGCCCCGGAGAGAGCGACGGGGGAAAGAACGCACAGCCCCUGCGCCUCUGCGGCCUACGUCUGUAGGCCUCGGGUAUUUUUCACAGCAGAGAUGAACUAACACCCCCCAACCCCCCUCACCGGUGCGGAUAUUUUCAUGCAGUACUUUGUAAAGGACUUCCUUUUCUUCCCCCCCCCUUUCCCCU
This is a messenger RNA of Amblyraja radiata (thorny skate), 1403 nucleotides long. RefSeq names its product zinc-binding protein A33-like. Bases 1 to 1284 code for a protein of 427 amino acids. NCBI's taxonomy places the organism in Eukaryota, Metazoa, Chordata, Chondrichthyes, Rajiformes, Rajidae. The transcript is spliced from 6 exons. Gene Ontology annotation, molecular function: protein binding. The record is from RefSeq and is a predicted model, not a curated record.